UGUGGGCUUAGUAUGUGCUUUUGACUUGACACUGCAGUGGUGCGAGUGAUGCGAGAGAACAUCAGGAGAGAAUGAAUGCAUUUGGUUAAGGCAUCGGCGUGAAUGUGCGCGCCCGAUCGAUUUCGUUGAAGUCUGGCUUGAAAUUUCGUGGAUGAGAAAAUGAUUAGGAAUACUAGACUUCCUGUUGGAGCUCUCAUGUGAUGCUCUGUAAAGAGCCUAUGUGGGAGAGCCAUGCAAGCCUGAAUGACGGCGUUAUUAUUCGCUAUACGAGUACUCGUAGUCAGGGCUAACUGUAAUUUAUCGGAUUCUUACGUAAGGUAUCGGAAGUAAUGAUUAAGAACCCACAGAAGGCAGCUCAUAUUAACAUAUUACAACACUUUACCUGAUGUCUAGAGUACUUCACACUCUUAAUUAUUAAUUUUUUUUUAGAUAGCUCUUGUUUCUAAACUGGCGGGGAUUAAUAUGUAUCUCUGUUUCUCGUUUCACAGGAUUCUUGUGCACUUAAUCGAAACAGCAGAAACAGUUAAUUGAGUUUUGGUUUUGGGUCGGAUCAGAAUGGCAAAACUUAUAUAACGGAUGGUUGUUUUAUCAUUUACCGUUUACGAGUGCUUUUCAUUUUUAACAUUAUACACCUGCAGCGGAUAUUUGGAAGGAAUAAUAAUAUGCCGACGAUCCCAUAUUUAUGUGUUUUAACCGUGAUCUGCUUGGGAAAUAUCCAGAAGACAACUUCCUACGUCCACUAAGUUUCAUGCAGUUUUGCUUUCAUUCUGAAACUGUCCGGACCAAUGGCUUUUUGUGUAUCUCACGAUAUCAAUCUUAAACUCAUCCUUGUCAGUGGGAAAACAAAAGAAUUUCUCUUCAAUCCUUCCACGUCGGCUGCCGAGAUUGCACAUAAUGUUUUUGACAAUUGGCCUGACGAUUGGGGAAGCUGUCCUGUUGACAAAGGUGAAGUUCUGCGACUCAUUUACCACGGCAGAUUUCUACACGGCAACGUUACUCUGGGAGCAUUAAAUCUACCUGUGGGCAGAACGACUGUGAUGCACUUAGUGCCCAGAGAGCAUUUGCCAGAACCAGCAUCUCAAGAUGAUCCAAAACAGAAGAAGUCAGGCAGCAGGAAUUGCUGCAGCUGUACGUGCUGCAGCAUCGUUUGAUGUUUCUCUGUUUUGACGAAGCCCUGUUAAUCUUUCCUGGAAGAGAUGUGGUACACAUAGCGGUGCACAAUUGCACAUUGCCAUAUAUAAAUUGCGAGUGUUGAGCUUGCUAAUUAUGAACUACUUCCCCGUCAGCCAUGUGGAAUACAUAACCUAUGCUCGUUAUUGGCUCCUGUUGUUCCGGUGGUACACAGCUCCUAAAGAUCCGGGCAUAUAGUUUUUUUGCAAAAGUUGGUGGUUUGAUUGCAGUGCUGGAUUUUUGGUUUCCUUAGUGGAAGUGACAAUUCCUGGCUCGCUAACGUAGCGAUGGACAUCACCGCAUCCAUUGUUAUUCAGUUACCAAAGUUCUUCGUUGAUGUGUUUCCCUAAAAUACUUAUGCAGUUAAAUCUUUGUUAAGUGAUUUGCAUGCUUUUGAUCUUUUAUCUUAUUAUCAGUUUGGUUAUUUCUUGUCCUAAUUUUUCGUGGAUUUGCUUUGAUAGUGUUGGAUUACUGAUGAAAAAUACGGCCUUCAGAGAUUAUAAUUACUUGUAAAGUUAGAAUAAUGAUUUACAUGUCC
Paramacrobiotus metropolitanus is the source of this 1708-nucleotide messenger RNA. Its product is annotated as ubiquitin-like protein 3. NCBI's taxonomy places the organism in Eukaryota, Metazoa, Tardigrada, Eutardigrada, Parachela, Macrobiotidae. Bases 786 to 1151 code for a protein of 121 amino acids. The transcript has 5 exons. The record is from RefSeq and is a predicted model, not a curated record.